This is a messenger RNA of Vitrella brassicaformis, 4475 nucleotides long. The record is from the annotation of a GenBank genome assembly. Lineage: Eukaryota; Vitrellaceae.
CUCGAACUUAAAACCCUUCCUGCAGUCACAACUGCAAGGUAAAGCUGCAGCAACGUGCAUUCGCCUCCAUUUGUUUCCUUUUAUCUGCAGGUUUUUCGUUCAUUCCAUCACAAGUGUUGCAGUGUGACUCACAAGCAUGAGCAGCGGCGGUCCAUCGUCGGGCCUUCGUGGCCCUGAGGGCGAGGGCGGGAGUGUGCGGAUGGAGUUCGACGGCGAUGACAUCCCCCCCUUCGCCAACGAGAGCAACAAGCGGCUGGAUGCGGCCAUCAAGCAGAAGAAGGCGCGGCUGGUGGACAUGGAGGAGCAGAUCACGGAGGUCACCGAGAGGGUCCAGACCAUGACCAGCCACCUCAAGAAUGUGCAGCAGGAAUGCCAGCACACACAGGCCCUCGUCGAGGCCAAGAACAAGGAGAUAGAGACGGAGGAGCAUAUGACACAUCUCGCCAAGAGGCAGGCCGCCCGUCUCGGUGCCGAGUUGAAGCGAUUGGAGGGGCUCAUGGAAGAGUACCAGGUCAGCAAGACAGCCAUGACAACGCAUAGCAUAUGUAUUGCUGCGGUAUGAUUGUCUUUUAUCUUUCUAUCUUUGUUGGUUGUGUGUGUCCACAGGACCGGAUGAAUACGAACCAGAAUGAGAUCUUCAAGGGCAACGAGAAGCUGGACCAGUUCAAACUGGAGAUGAACUGGAACCAGGAAGAACUCGAGCAGUGGGCAGUCGCCGCUAGACAGAAAGAGGUCAGCAAGCAUAGCAUCUGUACCAAACACACCAGUGGGAGACACGAAUGUUGUAUCGAUGCUUGAUGUCCUGGCGUGUGCAGGAGGACAAUCUGACGAUGGACAAGUACCACCGUGCAGACGAGCAGAAGAUCCGCGACCUCAACCUGGCGGUGCAGAAACUCACGGUCGGUGCGCCCGAAUAUAAUACUGCAGCGGAGACACCAGUGAGUGACAUAUGAAGACGCUUGGCUUCCUGUCCUGUCUGUGUGUGCAGAUGGAGGCCAGUGAGAAGAAGGACGAGUUGGAGAAGGAGGUGACGGAGACACAGGCAGCACAGAUUGAGCUGGAACGCACUGCCGAGCAGUUCAAGAAGCUGCACAUCGACCGACACGCACUCAUCAAACAAUGGUCAGUCAUGCAAGCAUGGCAACCAUCGAUUCUCCCCUGACGCCGCGCUUGUUGUUGUGUGUGUCAGGGAGGAUGCGGUGACGGCCAUGCGGAAGCGAGACGAGGCAAUCCGCCAGGCUGGGGAACACUAUGCAGCCCUCCAGAAUGACAUCAAAGUGCAGCAGCAGAAGCUCGGUGAGGAUAUAUCGGUGAAGCCGUCCACAUCUCCCUGUGCAUACAUACAUGUCUUGAUUGGCCUGUCAGGCAAAGCCAAGGCGUUUUUGGCUCAGGAGCGAGCCACCAACGAUCAAGUGGAGACAGAGAUUGGCAACACCGACAGACAACUCGUAAGGCAAAUUUCUGCACCAAGACGAGAGAGAGGAGAGAGGCGCUAUUCUCACAUGUAUGUGACUCUGUCAGGCUAAGCUCCGUCUUGAGUACAUGGAUUCCAAGAAUGGCCUCGUUGAGUUCAAAGACGAGGUAGGUCACAAUACGCAGACACAUCCGGAGCUCUUGUUUCCAGGUGCAAUAUCUCUCAUCUGUAUCAGGUGGAGGUCCUUCGCAAUCAGCUGGCCGGCGCUGCGACAGAGCUGACGAACCGCAAGAACAAGCUGGCCAGCGUCACUGAGACACUCGAAGAGAAGAAGAAAAAGUGGGGCGUGCUGCAGAAGAAGGUCGAGACCACAAACAAGAAACUGGAAAACGAAAUCAAGACAGCCGCCGACAAAGAGUCAUACGCCAGAGAGGUCAGCGAGCCAGUCAAACGCACCUGGCCGUACGGCUUGUACGCGUGUGUGCCCGUCGUGUCUCAGGCUGAGGCACUGCACGCGGAGAUGGACUACCGAAUGCUUGAAGCAGAGAAGGAGCUCAAGAAAGUCAAAGAAGAGCUCUUCAAACAAAAUUCGGUGAGCCCUUGAGUCGCAACCGAUAAGUCAACACACUGACGUAUGCUCUCCUCACCUCAGGAGCUGUAUGCGCUCAGAAACGAAGAGGCCACCACUCUGGGCGAAAUUUCAGGCGCACAGUCGUCCCUCAAGACACUCUCAGUAAUCCAUUCAUUCUGGCACACAUCUGUCUGUUUGUUUGUCUCAUUCAGUUCCAGAUCCACAAGCUGGACCAGGAGCGGCAGCGUCAGCAGGAGUUGCUUUAUGCCGUCGACUUCCAGUCGCAGCUCAUGCAGCGCAAGGUCGCUAGGGUGUCGGGGGAGCGCACAUUCGAGGAAAAGGAGGAACUCAACAAAAAGAUCGACCAACUCGAAAAGGUACGUACAUGGGCACGGACACUCUAUUCCCGAGCAUCGCGUGACGUCUAUUCUCUUGUUUGUGUGUUGCCAGCAAUUGGAGGAGCAGGCGGGUCUCUGGCAGAUCCUCAGCACACAAAUCAAACGAGUUGACGCAGAACUCAGGUGCGUGUGGCUGCGAUUGACCACAGAAAGAGUGCGUCUCAUGAGAUGCUUGUCUUCCUCCGUGCUGCUCAGGCAGAGUCGGCGUGACAUCGCCGCCGUGACCAAAGACGGCGAGGGCCUCAAGACCGUCCUCGAUGAGAUGAACCUGGAGAGCAAGUCGCUCAAGAGGGCGUUGCAGAACGCCCAGAAGGAGAGGGCUGAUCUGCUGGUCACACACGACCUCCUCAAGCUGGAUGUCAACCGUCUCCGCGAGUCCCUCAACGCACAGUCGGAGGAAGUCUUCGCACUCGAAAACAAAAAGUUCCAGCUCCAAAUGACGUAAGCAUGGGCCGAGAAUACGAUUGGAGCGGGCAAUAUCUAUCGUGUCUCUUCCUUAGCAUGGAGGAGCGCGAGAAAAAGGUCGAAGUCCACCAGGAAAUUCUCAGAGCACAACAGGUGACAGAGGCAGCAAUACGUGAUCCUUGACACGCAGUAACUCGCCCUUUUCUCUUUGUGUGUCAGUGUUCAGCUGAGGAGGAGAAGUCGAAGAUCGCCAAGGAGCUGGGGGAGCGCCGCAGCAAGAUCAACAUCCUCAAGUCCAAGUACGAGUCGGUCAUGGCGAGAAUGAAAAAGGAGGAGGGCGAGGAACACUCACAGGCCUACUUCAUCAUCAAAGCCGCCCAGGAGCAGGAGGAGCUGCAGCGACAGGGAGACGAGCUGGACGCACAGAUACGGCGACAAGAGAAGGAAAUCCGCGCCCUCGAGAACACCCUGGGACACCUCCUCGAGCGCAAUCACAGAUUCAAAGACAACUUCAAAAAGGUCCCUCCCCAAGUGCCGUCAGUCAUUCGUGCCAGCAAAGUGACCUCCCUCUCCCCCUUGUCGCUUCCAGGCGGACGCGGCGGUGCACGCUGAGGCGGACGAGAAGAAGCAGCUGGAGAAAGAGGUGCGUUCCGCCAACGAGCAGCUGUUCGAGAAGAAGCGGACAUUGAAUGAGAUCGAGAAGGAGUACGACGAGGACGAGAGGCGGCUGUAUGAGCUCAAGAAACACAAGGAGAGAAUACAGCUCACUCUGCAGGUAGGAGGGAGGGUGGGACACACAUACAUGCAGCCGUCACUUGUGGGUGCGAUUCUGUGUCUGCCUGCAGGAGUUGAGUCACAGCAAGAAUGUGCUCGAGAAGGAGUUGGCGGACCAGGAGGACAAGAUCGACAGGGCAUUCAAGUCCAUGCAGCAGAGGAGAAGGGCAGCCAAGGAGGCUGGCAAAAUGGUAGGUAGCAGAGUCAGCAGAAAUGCCUUCCGUGGCACUGCGUCUCGUGUCUCCUGUCGUGAUCUGCGCAGAGUGACGCGACUGAGCAAGCACACAGCUCCUUGGAGCUCGACGCUCAGGUACUUUUCUGCAGGUGUUGGUCGCGAGUGUGACUGACUGAUAUUCUUCUCAAACCUCUCUCACCGCUUGGCAGUCUGUCGUCCUCAAAGACCAGAACCAGGCCAUUCUCCAUGCUAUCGCGUAAGAGACACGCACGCGGGGAGAGACUGCUCUGACAAGAAGAGCAGAUUGUCGUUGUGCAUAUGUCUGUGCCCAGGACCUGCCUGCAAGAGCAGCCUGACACGCUGCACUUCGUCCAACAAAUCGCGCAGCAGAGAGGCUUGCAUCUUCCCUCAAGGGCGCCCUCCGCGACACCGUCACAAGGAUCAGUCCGGUAGGCGUGACUCGCCACGGAAAGAGCACGGUGUGACAUACAUACCUUUCCUGCUGGCAAAUGAACAAUAAAUAGGAAUGGCGAUCCUGGCCGAGGGGCGGCCAGACCUGGCUCCGCUGGGUGAGUUCUCAAAGUCCGACCGAAGAUGGAGGAGGCCACAUUCACGCCCGGGCUGCUGCUCUGUGUGUGUGUGUGUGUCUGCAGGAGCCAGGGUGCCAUCAAUGUUGGUGGAUAAGCUACGGUAGUUUGCGUAUUUUUGUUUGUUCAGCGUCUGUCGAUAGGGUGGGCC